AUGUCUGCAGCCAAGAUACAGAAGGUGCUCGCGCGCCAGCAAGCCAAAAUUGAAGAGGGCGACUUCUACGAAGCACACCAACAGCUCCGAACGAUCGCGAACCGAUAUGCCAAGUCUCAAGACUGGCCCGCCGCUGCCGACCUCCUCUCGAAUGGCGCCCUCAUGCUGCUCAAGGCCGGUCAAGGCGGUUCUGGCUCCGAUCUAUGCACAUAUCUGAUGGAAGUCUACCAAAAGGCCGAGUUCAAGGCAGAUGUUCCAAACAAGGCACGGAUACUGAGCUUGCUCCGAGCUUUCCCACCGGACGAGCCCAGCAAGAAGAAGUUUGUCACUGGAAUUGUAGAAUGGUCGGCAAAGCACAGCGACUUCCCAGCGGGCGAUCCUGAGCUUCACCAUGUUAUAGGAUCACUAUACGCAGAGGAGGGAGAGACCUACGACGCCGAACGACAUCUCACCCUCGGAACCAGUGACUCUGCGUCCGCCCUCGCUGACAUGGAGUACGAAUGGUACGCCUCAGACGAGCCCUCGACAGCCUCACACUACGCCGCCCGUGCCGUCUUCCCCUAUCUGCUCAUCGGCAACACUCGUGCUGCGAAUAAGGCACUGCUCCUUUUCACCAGCAGACUAUCCUCCCUCCAUCCCGGCCUCGGCGUGCAGUCCAUCUCCUCCCCUAGUAGCGACAUCCGGAUAUACCCAUCCCUCCCACUGCUCAACUUCCUCGGACUCCUUCUACUAGCGAUCCAGCGCGGCACGAAAGACUUGUUCAACCAGCUCAAGACGCAUUAUGCAGCACAUCUCAAAGAGGCGUCGCAGUGGGACGAGCCGCUGCUGCAGGUUGGAGAAAUGUACUUUGGCAUCAAGAUCCCCAGCCAAAGCAAUCCCCUGUUCGACAUGAUGAGCAGCAUGUUGAUGGGUGGUAGCAACCCAUUUGCAGCGAAGAAGAAGGAGAGUCGACAGGUCACUGCGGGAAAUGCAACGCCUAGCACGUCAGAGACACCUGCGCCGGCGCCAGCGGUCGACUAG
Molecule: messenger RNA, 1020 nt
Organism: Fulvia fulva
Lineage: Eukaryota; Fungi; Ascomycota; Dothideomycetes; Mycosphaerellales; Mycosphaerellaceae
Product: Golgi to ER traffic protein 4
Exons: 3
Coding region: 1-1020 (339 amino acids)
Biological process (GO): protein insertion into ER membrane
Cellular component (GO): TRC complex; cytosol
Molecular function (GO): protein binding
Source: RefSeq, a predicted model, not a curated record